AUGAAAGUCGAAAGUAAACAGUUAGAAAGUUCAGUUACUUUGAGAGGUGAAUCUUUGCCCACCCAGGAUGACAGACAUGUCAAGCAAGAAGGGUUGCUGCCACAGGGGCCACGGAAGUACUGGGAGAUCUCAGCCCACUGCAAUACUAUACGACUCCCUCAGUCGAAGCCGGAUAUAUCCUUUGACAAUCCUUCGAGCAACUACUACUACCAGCUACUGACCAGCGCUGCACCUAAUAGACAAGAGGCAAAACUCAUAACACAGGCGCAGCUUCAGGGUUUAGCCAGACUGAAUCGAUCAAAGAUGCAAGUGAGAAAUUUUGUUUUCCCGGUCCAACUCAUGAAAAUGAAGCAUAUGGACCCACAAUCGAGGCAGAAAAUAAUUGAAGAACUAUGCAAGUACUUUAGUUUGCAGCGAGGACUGUACAACAUCGUGCUGGAGCAGGCAGAAUUGAAGUUCCAGGACUUGUGCUGCCUCCUGGUGGCCAUCGCAGGGAGUUGCAGAGUCAAGUCUCUGUACCUAUGGCAUGUCCUCAACACCUGCGAAAAACCUUUCAAGGGACCUCUACAAAGUGAUAUAGUCCUAGAUGACCUUCCACGGGUUCCAUAUACUUACAACCCUGGAGGCAGAAAAUACCUGAGAGAACUCGGAAAGGCAAAAGUACACAAACUAGAGAGAGAAAUUUCAAAAGAAACUAAAAAAGUUGUAAUAAGCGAUGAAAGUCUAACUAAGAAAUCUGACUUGAGGAAAGUUCCAAGUUAUACAAAUAAAUCUGGAGAAUCCUCCUAUAAUCUUAGAGUUCAGCAGUCACCCAAUGUUGAUUCACAUGACUUUAUGGUACGGACACAUUCUAGAGUCGAUUCAAACAACCUUUUUACUCAACAUCAAAAAGAGGGUAUGAAAAAUAAAUCAACAUUAAACCGCUCUGUAAGCUACGCAGAUCAGAAUACAUUUUCACAAACAGAAAGUUACAACAGUCAGACUACCGGACUAUAUUCAGAUAACAUUUUAAAGCAAAACGUUAAUGAAAAUAAAAGUGUAAACAAUAGUUUAAAAUUAAAUCAAUCCAUAAGCUUUGCACAACAGAGCACUUCACAGCAAGAAAGCUACCACAAGCACUUCACAGCAAGAAAGCUACCACAGUCAGUCUACUAA
Molecule: messenger RNA, 1155 nt
Organism: Macrosteles quadrilineatus (aster leafhopper)
Lineage: Eukaryota; Metazoa; Arthropoda; Insecta; Hemiptera; Cicadellidae
Exons: 6
Coding region: 1-1155 (384 amino acids)
Source: RefSeq, a predicted model, not a curated record